AUGCGACACAUGAAGCGAGGUGGGUUUUAUGUGAAGGGCAAAUGGUCGAAUGUUUUUAGAUCAGCCUUCAAUGGAUUGAAGCAUGGGCCCACCAGCGCUGCCUCUGGCUUCGGGUUUGCUGGGCUUUCGUCUUUGGCGGCAGAAAGAUCAGGAAUAUGUGAAUUCUCCAAAAGGGUUGCACGGCAAGUUGGUGGAAACUCUGUCCUACUCAGAAAUCAGUGGGCCAGGCAACAUGCAGUGCUUCAUCAGUCACCAUAUCAACUUGCUACAAGCGAUGCACAGAAAUUAAGAAGUCCUUAUUCUAUUAGAUGCUUUGCAUCCAAAACUACAGAGUCAAACAGUAAAAAGGAAUCGCAGACUCAAAAAGAGAUUUCCACUAUUGAAGAUCCGUUUGACGCGCCAACUUACAAUAUCCCACAAAAGCCAGUGACAUUCACAGAGGGAGCUUCUUAUAGCCUUGUAAUUCUUGCUGGUCUUGGCAUUGCUGGUGCUGCAGCUUACGGAGUCUUCAAGGAACUUAUAUUUGAACCCAAGGAGUACAAAAUAUUCAGCAAAGCUUUGGAUAGGGUUCAGAAUGAUGGCCAAGUUAAGGUGAGAAUCGGAUCUCCAAUCACGGGCUAUGGAUCAGAAAGUAGAAACCGUGCUGCUCGUCAACGUAUUCCAAAUAAAACAUGGAAGGACGAAGAGGGGGUUGAGCAUAUAGUGGUGAAUUUCCACAUUCGGGGGCCACAUGGUGCGGGAAAAGUCUUCACAGAGAUGUUCAAGGACAAAGUCGACAAGCAAUGGAAAUAUAUGUAUUUAAUUGUUGAAAUCACUUCACCUUCACCAGCUCAGCUGAUGCUCGAGUCUUAUGUCCCCGCAUGA
Molecule: messenger RNA, 864 nt
Organism: Striga hermonthica
Lineage: Eukaryota; Viridiplantae; Streptophyta; Magnoliopsida; Lamiales; Orobanchaceae
Source: the annotation of a GenBank genome assembly